AUGUUAUAUUCUAACUUGUCUCUUUCUAUCUAUCGAUCUAUCUCUUUCUCUUUAUGUCUAUCUAUUGUUAUCUCUUUUUCUGUCCAUCUAUCUAUCUAUCUAUCUAUCUAUCUAUCUCUUUUCUGUUCAUAUCUAUCUAUCUAUCUAUCUAUCUAUCUCAGUCUGUUCAUUGUCUAUCUUUUUCAGUUUAUUCAUUAUCUAUUUAUCUAUCUAUCUCAGUCUGUUUAUAUCUAUUUAUCUAUCUCUGUUCAUUGUCUAUCUAGCUAUCUCAGUCUGUUCAUUGUCUAUCUAUCUAUCUAUCUCAGUCUGUUUAUAUCAAUCUGCCUAUCUAUCUAUUUCAGUCUCUUCAUAUCAAUUUGUCUAUCUAUCUCUGUUCAUAUCAAUCUGUCUGUCUCAGUCUGUUCAUAUUUAUGUAUCUAUCUCAGCCUAUCUAUCAAUCUAUUUCAGUCUGUUCAUAUCUAUCGCACUCAGUUUGUUCAUAUCUAUCUAUCUAUAUCACUUUAUCUAUCCACCUAUCUCAUCUAUUCAUAUAUAUCUAUCUACCCAUAUAUCUCAAUAUGUUCAUUAUCUAUCUAUCUAUCUCACUCUGUUCAUUAUCUAUCUAUCUAUCUAUCUAUCUAUCUAUCUCACUCUGUUCAUUGUCUAUCUAUCUAUCUCACUCUGUUCAUUAUCUAUCUAUCUAUCUAUCUAUCUAUCUAUCUAUCUCACUCUGUUCAUUGUCUAUCUAUCUAUCUCACUCUGUUCAUUAUCUAUCUAUCUAUCUAUCUAUCUAUCUAUCUCACUCUGUUCAUUGUCUAUCUAUCUAUCUAUCUAUCUCGGUCUGUUCAUUAUCUAUCUAUCUAUCUAUCUUGGUCUGUUCAUUAUCUAUCUAUCUAUCUUGGUCUGUUCAUUAUCUAUCUAUCUAUCUAUCUAUCUAUCUUGGUCUGUUCAUUAUCUAUCUAUCUAUCUAUCUAUCUUGGUCUGUUCAUUAUCUAUCUAUCUAUCUAUCUAUCUAUCUAUCUAUCUAUCUAUCUCACUCUGUUCAUUAUCUAUCUAUCUAUCUAUCUAUCUAUCUAUCUAUCUCCUCAUAUAUAUCUAUAUAUAAAUAUCUAUCUAUCUAUCUAUCUAUCUAUCUAUCUAUCUAUCUAUCUAUCUAUCUAUCUAUCCCAGUCUGCUCAUAUCUAUCUAUCUAUCUAUCUAUCUAUCUAUCUAUCUAUCUAUCUAUCUAUCUAUCUAUCCCAGUCUGCUCAUAUCUAUCUAUCUAUCUAUCUAUCUAUCUAUCUAUCUAUCUAUCUAUCUAUCUAUCCCAGUCUGCUCACAAUCUAUCUAUCUAUCUAUCUAUAG
Molecule: messenger RNA, 1323 nt
Organism: Acanthosepion pharaonis
Lineage: Eukaryota; Metazoa; Mollusca; Cephalopoda; Sepiida; Sepiidae
Source: the annotation of a GenBank genome assembly